CCUCUCUCUGAGAAUCGUGUGCGAGUGACUAAGUGAUCAUACAGUCAGCCACCAUUAUGAAUCUGCAAGAGGAUAUUAAGACAGAUGAUCCUGAGAUCUACGAACUUGUCCGCCUGGAGAAAGAACGGCAACGUAAGGGGCUUGAGAUGAUAGCAUCAGAGAACUUUGCCAGUCGCUCUGUUCAGCAAGCCUUGGGUUCCUGUCUCACAAACAAGUAUUCCGAGGGUCAGCCCGGACAAAGAUACUAUGGCGGCAACGAGAUCAUCGACAAAGUGGAACUUCUUUGCCAGAAGAGGGCAAGGGAGGCAUUUCGUCUUGAUGCUGACCGAUGGGGCGUGAACGUCCAGCCUCUCUCUGGCUCCCCAGCCAACUUUGCCGUGUACACAGCAGUGGUGGAGCCUCAUGGGAGGAUAAUGGGCCUCUACCUGCCUGACGGCGGACAUCUUAGCCAUGGCUUCAUGACCCAGAACAAACGAGUGUCGGCCACGUCUGUGUUCUUUGAGUCCUUCCCCUACAAAGUCGACCCUUGUACUGGCCUGAUUGACUAUGACAAAUUGCGGGAAAAUGCUCUCAUGUUCCUGCCAAAAGUGAUUGUUGCUGGUGUAAGCUGCUACUCGCGGAACUUGGACUACAAGCGUUUCCGGGAGAUUGCUGAUGAGGUGGGAGCCCUACUGCUGGCCGACAUGGCUCAUGUGAGUGGCUUGGUGGCUGCCGACGAGAUUCCCAGCCCCUUCGAGUACUGCGACAUCGUCACCACGACAACACACAAGACCUUGCGUGGUCCUCGCUCAGGGAUGAUCUUCUAUAGAAAAGGUGUACGGAAGGUGCUGAAAAGCGGGGAGAAUGUGAUGUAUGAUCUGGAGAAGAAUUACAGUGUACUCUGUCAAUACCGGCAUCAGUCGGGACCAAAUAAAAUGCGGUUUUGACAGACUGUUGCCGUAGCCUUGAAGCAGGCUACCAAACCAGAGUUCAAGGUGUACCAGAAACAAGUGAUGGUCAACGCCAAGGCCCUGUGCAGGGGGCUGCAGAACAAGGGAUACACAAUCGUUUCAGGAGGAACUGAUACACAUUUGGUAUUGGUGGACCUCCGGCCCCAGAAGCUGGAUGGCGCACGUGCAGAGAAGGUGCUGGAGGACAUUGGUAUCGCCGUGAACAAAAACACCUGCCCUGGCGACAAGAGUGCUCUGAAGCCUAGCGGACUGCGUAUAGGCACCCCAGCGCUUACCUCACGAGGAUUGACAGAGGGAGAUUUCGAUCGUGUUGUUGAAUUCAUACAUGAAGCUAUUCUCCUUACUCAAGAAGUUGUGAGUUCAAGUGGACCAACAUUACGUGAGUUCAAGACCAAGCUGUCUACAGACCCAGAAGUACUGGACAAGGUCAAGACCUUGAAGACCCGCGUGGAGGAGUUUGCUGUCAAGUUUUCUCUGCCUGGAUUUGAGGACUGGUAGAGUAAAUACACAGAAAGACUGGGAGUAAAUGGCCCUGAACAUGGAUAAGAAAGGUUCAUUACAGGCUGCCCUGACCAUGGACAAGCUGACUCUUUAUGAUUAUCUGCAUCCAUAUUCAUCAUCCGUCUCACUAUCCUUGUGCUUUGAUAACAUGGACAAUGUCACAUCAUGAGCCAUCAAUUGCUAUUUUCAUAUACUGUCAUAAAAUAUGUUUAGUAGUUGGAAUUAGAAACAUUGACAUGAAGAAUUUGAAACAUUUCUCUGACAUUUGGAAUGCUGCAAUAUUGGAAAGGGCUGUAUCUCAGACUGAAGCAUGUCAUUUGUUUCCCCUUGAUCUUGUGAGUGCAGUAUGAAUGAUUUGUUGCCAGUUGAGAGAGAAUGUUAUUGUUGUUAGUGAUUAAUUCUUCUGUAUUCAUUGGUCUGCUGAAUCAGUGGGGACCUGUCUUUGUUUUGGUUAAGGUUGGUUGUAAGAGUUGGGUGCGAGAUUAAACGUUUUUUAACACUUAUGUUUUCAUCUUGUUCACUGCAUGUUAAGUGUUUUCAUGCCUCCGUAUCAUUGAAUGCAAAUAAAAUGUGUGUUCGGAGGGGCAGGGAAAAGAUGGUCCCUCUCCCAUCCAGUUGAGGAAACAUUUAGUUUAAACUUUUAUUGUUUUGAGGUAUAGUAUGGAACCCUCAUGUUCACAACAAACUUGUUCAUAGAAAUCCAUAUUAUUUUACACUUGGUUUAUUAGUUUUAAAAAGCGAAAAAUGGAUUUCUGACAAAUGCUUGUGAUUGCCCACAGGGUAGUAAUGCAUAUGAAAACUGUUUGAAAAAACAUUUUGAAAUCAUAGCUACCCCAUCUGGUGCCUUACAGUUCACCUUGUUGCUCUCAUGGGAAAUGCUGCACUUUGUUCCCACCACAACUGUAUCUGCUGUGUCAGUGGACAACCAGUGCUAAGUAUCCCAUGUUUUAAUGGAGGUUGUUGCAUUCAUACUGUGGGAUACAUGUUGUUCUUCUAUUACUUAAUGAAUUAAGUAUUACUAUUUUUAUGAAUAAAAUGAAGUAUUAUAUA
Messenger RNA from Haliotis rubra (blacklip abalone), 2501 nucleotides. Its product is annotated as serine hydroxymethyltransferase, cytosolic-like. Gene Ontology annotation, cellular component: cytoplasm; cytosol; nucleus. NCBI's taxonomy places the organism in Eukaryota, Metazoa, Mollusca, Gastropoda, Lepetellida, Haliotidae. The record is from RefSeq and is a predicted model, not a curated record. Gene Ontology annotation, biological process: tetrahydrofolate interconversion; L-serine catabolic process; purine nucleobase biosynthetic process. The transcript has 8 exons. Gene Ontology annotation, molecular function: zinc ion binding; mRNA regulatory element binding translation repressor activity; mRNA 5'-UTR binding.